GUCUGGAUUUUCCUUUGAGAAAAUUCUCAGUUUUUUCCAGGGGAGGUGCAAACGUUCACUUCGUAUUUCCAUCUUCUCUCACCCUCCCCUUCAAACCCUAAAUCAAAAAAAGUUAGUUUUUUUGAUCUUGGCCUCAUUCAUUCGUUUCCUUCAAACCCUAAAACAAUCUUCAUACACAAAUAUGGGGCAACAGCAAUCGAAAGACGAGUUACUGUACCAGCAAGUUAAUUAUGGUAACACCGAAGGGAUUAAAUCUCUCCGUAGAGAAGGCGCUGGUUUGGAGUGGAUGGAUAAAGAAGGGAAAACACCUCUGAUACUUGCUUGUAUGAAUCCGGGUCUUUACAAUGUUGCAAAGACUUUGAUUGAUUUGGGUGCUAAUGUUAACGCCUAUCGUGGAGGUCGUCAUGCAGGUACUCCACUACAUCAUGCAGCGAAAAGAGGACUUCAGCAAACUGUUAAGUUACUUCUUGCUAAUGGUGCAAAUGCAUUAAUAAUGAAUGAUGAUUGUCAAACUCCCCUUGACGUCGCAAGAGCUAAAGGGAACAGUAAUGUUGUUCGUGCAAUUGAGAAUCAUAUCUGCCUGUUUUCUGGUUGGCUGAGGGAGAUCUAUGGUCCCGGCUUCCUGGAAGUAUUUGCGCCACAACUUCUUUCAAGGAAAGUUUGGGUUGUUGUCUUACCAAUUGGUUCCCGCAAUUUUACAAGGCCUUUCAAGUUGGAGCUUGCUAUGUAUUCCAGUGAUCUGGAUGCCCAGCCUCGAUCCCUUAUUCCACUGUGGAAAGCCAACUUGGAUGAACCAAAUUUUAGCCGACCCGAUCCAACAGUGAUAAUUGCUGAUAUCGCAAAAAUCUCAAAACGCUGGAGGAAAAGGCGAUGUAUUGUGGCUUCCUGUGAGAGAAUGAAUAAGACUCGAAGAGUUAGGCAAACACGCAUAAAACUUGGAUCUGCUAAUGAAAGUGACAAACAACAAUUGCAGCAGUUUUGCAAUGCUUGCAAGGGAAUUCCUCAGGUAAUGCGUUCUAACUUUCCAUUCAAUACUCAAGUGCCAAUUGCCCCUCCACCCGCAACUGGUCCAACUCCAGCUCCAGCACAACCACCUGAAGAAGAAAUGGAGUUAGCUAUGGCAAUUAGGGCUUCGAUGAAUUCUGCAAUGGAAGCAGGACCAUCUCAUACUAACAACACCAAUGCAUCCUCCAGCAGCAGUUUCAAUAGUUGGGAUACUUCAAAGAUCCCAUAUGAAAAUCCUGUAGAAGUAGUCCAUACCCCAGCACCUGAAACUUCAGUUCCAUCUGCCCCGCCAAUUGAACAAGCAAUCAUAGAGGAUGAUGGUCCUAUUCACUAUCCAUCCAUUGAUGCCGACAACCCUGUUGAUUUAUCUUCUUCAACAACAACUACGACCGAGAAUGUAACAAAUAAGACUUGGAGAAAAGAGGAUACUGAUUCUUCGUCUUGUGUUAUAUGUUUGGAUGCCCCAGUCGAGGGGGCUUGCAUUCCAUGUGGUCACAUGGCUGGAUGCAUGUCUUGUUUAAACGAGAUUAAAGGUAAGAAGUGGGGUUGCCCCGUUUGUCGUGCAAAUAUUGAUCAGGUAGUAAGGCUCUAUGCUGUUUAGCAGCUGAAGAAGGCAUUUGCUACUUACUGAUGAAAUUUGCUUGCCUCAAGGAAGAGAUGGGGGUAAUGUGGCCAGGACAUAAUCUAUGACAGAAAAUACUAGAAACCAAAGUAAGAUCUUAUAUAUUGAUAUGAUAAUUAGUGAUUUGUUAUAUUUUGUGUAUUAUAAUACAAGGUUUUCUGGUAGCCUCCUUAAAAAAGGGGCUAUUAAAAACUAUUGAAUUCUUCUUAUAUAUGAAGAAUGCUGUAUAAAGGCUGUAUGAAAACUAAGACUUGAUUAUUAUGUGUUCAUCUCAAUAUAUCAAAUCUAUAC
Messenger RNA from Impatiens glandulifera, 1918 nucleotides. Its product is annotated as putative E3 ubiquitin-protein ligase XBAT35. The transcript has 11 exons. Gene Ontology annotation, molecular function: protein binding. NCBI's taxonomy places the organism in Eukaryota, Viridiplantae, Streptophyta, Magnoliopsida, Ericales, Balsaminaceae. The record is from RefSeq and is a predicted model, not a curated record. The coding region runs from base 182 to 1606 and encodes 474 amino acids.